CUUCAUGCUUUCCAAAUAGUCUGUCAUUCCCACGUUUAUAUUUCUAUAAUUGGGGGUGUAGAAUUCAAAGCACUUUAAAAAACCCCAACAGAAAGUGGAAAGUUCACACAACAUAUUUGACUUGUAACUACUGUAAAGUUUAUUUUCAUCCAUGCAAAAGACUCGACAUGGACAUGCCCUAAAAGGUCGACAAGCUGCAGAUUCUACUGAUGAUCAAGAUUACCCUCGUUCUGCAUGUUAAAACUAUAUAGAGCCUACCAGAUUGUGCAUGGAAGUUUGGAACAAUUUUUUAAUUCAGCCCCCGUACAAAGGAUGAGGAAAACCACAGCUAUGGAAGGAGAGCUGAGUGGGCCAACAUUUAUGCUUACAAUGAGCUGGACUGUGGAGAACCUUUCCCUGUCUUCAGAGCUUGAAAUUGCGUGCAAGCAGUUGUUAAUUAAUUAAUUAAUCUCUGGAAUCUCAAGAACACUGCUGUACAAUCUGCAAAACGAAGGCCCGGGCUCAUGUGGGCACGUGAUCCCCAGCCAAGCUAGGCCACAUUCCCCAACCCACUCGACCCAUUUUGCGUGCAGAGCAGGGAAAAGCAGUCAGUCUGUCCAUGGUCUCCAUCUCUGUGCUUUUUCUUUUGAGGGUAAGUGGCCAUGGUGCAAGCAUGGUGUGUGAUUUUUACCCUUUUGGUGGCAACAGGAAUAGGCGUGUCAGAGGCAGACGAUGGUGACUUGGGCGGGCUGGUUGCUUUCAUGGCAGGGGCAAAUGGUGGAGGGCUGCUACAGACGGUGUGGAGUCGAUCUGAUUACUGUAAUUGGGAUGGAGUAAGAGAAUGCCUAAAAGGGCGAGUUACAAAGCUGGUUCUUGAAAAUUUGUGGCUGAAUGGAACUUUUGCGGGCAAUACCCUGAGUAGGCUGGAUCAACUCCGUGUUCUAAGCCUGAAAGGAAACGCCCUCACAGGUCCCAUUCCCGAUCUUUCCUCCCUGCGCAAUCUCAAGAGUUUGUUCCUCAAUUACAACAAUUUCACUGGUUCUUUCCCUGCUUCAAUCGCCACUCUGCAUCGCCUCAAGGUCAUUGUUCUGUCACACAAUUCAUUGGCCGGUCAAAUUCCUCUGGCUCUUGCUUUGCUCCCUAGAUUGCACGUUUUGAGUGUGGAAAACAAUCGGCUCAGCGGUUCCCUCCCGGCGUUUAACCAGUCAUCCUUGAUCUUCUUGAAUGUAUCUGACAAUCUCCUCUCGGGUCUCGUUCCAGAAACGGGAGUACUUAGUGAGUUCAAUCUCUCUUCGUUUAGUGGAAAUCCGGGACUCUGUGGACGACUUGUAGAUAGGCCCUGCCCUGUUCUGACACCCGAUUCAAGCCCCACAAGCAGUCCUCAAAAUCAAUUUUUUUGGCCUGUCAACAGCAAAGUUAGAAAGCUCAGCAAAAGGGCCAAGAUUGCUGUAAUUGUGGUCGGAAGUGUUGUAGGUUUUUUGGCCAUUUUAUGCCUUGUGGUUCUCUUCGUUUACAGGGGACGCCGCCACCGGUCCAGUGAUGAGCACACGACUGGGAAGCAGACCCGCGGUGGGAAGACAGAAGGCGAAAUUGCAGGGGAAUCUGAUGCCCAGCAAUCCAGCAAGAGCAAGAGCACGAGCAAAAGCGGGAGAAGCCCCUCGCCUAGGGAUAAUCACAGUGGGAAUGUCAGUGGAAAUCUUGUGUUCUGUGGAGGAGAGACUCAAAUCUACAGCUUGGAGGAUUUGCUCAAGGCUACUGCUGUGAUUUUGGGAAGAGGGUGCUUAGGAAGUACUUAUAAGGUUGUAAUGGACAGCAGAUUGACCGUUGCGGUGAAGAGGGUGAAGAAGUGUAAUACCAUGAGCAGAAGUGAACAAGAGAAACAUAUGUAUAUGCUUGGAAAUCUGAGGCACCCAAAUCUGGUUUCUCUCAGAGCCUACUUCCGUGCCAAAGAUGAAAGCCUCCUCGUUUACGACUACUAUCCCAAUGGCAACCUCUUCUCUCUCAUUCACGGCACGGCAUCAGUGGAAGGGAAGGCGAAGCCUCUGCAUUGGACAUCAUGUCUGAAAAUUGCAGAAGACAUGGGGCAAGGUUUGGCAUAUUUGCAUUCCCUGGGAGUCAUUCAUGGAGAUCUCAAGUCGACCAAUGUUCUGAUUGGUUCAGAUUUUGAGGCAUGCAUAACAGAUUACGGUCUGACUGUCCUGGGCUUGGGUUGUGAUUCGGACGCCGACACCUCCGAUUCAGUGGCUGCUGACUCAUUUUUAGCCUAUAGAGCACCCGAAUGCAGGUGCCCACUGAAGAUGACUUACAGCGCUGAUGUUUACAGUUUUGGAGUGAUUCUACUCGAGAUUUUGAGUGGCAAAACACCUUCUCAGGCUUUAAUGGGCAUGCCAGACCUCCCAAAUUGGGUAGUUUCUGUGAGAGAGGGAGAUGAGAGUGGGAGUGCGAGCGAGGGGUCGGAGGAUAAGCUGCGGGUGCUGUUGAACAUAGCCAUGGCAUGCGUGUCACCCUCUCCUGAGCUCAGACCUUCCAUGAGAGAUGGGGUGAGAAUGAUCACAGAAGCGAGAGAAUCUUCCCAGAGCAGUGCAUCUGCCAGCGAUCACUCCCCUGCCAGAUGGUCAGAUACCAUUCAUAGUUUGCCCAGAGAGCGUGGGGCGGACCCCACUUUCACAGAGCGCGAUUGAGCUUCAACUUUCAAAAUGUUCCCUUCAGUCCUUGGUUCACUCUAAGGUUCAUGUUGGUAACUAUGUAGUUAGAUGAAUCUACGUUUGAUAUCAAACCUUCCAUUAAACAAUCCCCACUCAACUUUGCAUACAAGUUACCCCUCCUAUCUUGCAUGUUUAUCAUUGUUUUUGGCUUGAAUCCUGCUAUUUUUGUCUUUGUUUAUUUUGAUUCCUUGAGAGCUCAGACCAAUGUUUGAUUGCUACGGGCAUUGUAGACUUACAUAUGUUUCAUGUAGCAUUCCAUAGAGACUAUUUUUGGGUCUCGUGGAUGUUAAAAGUUAUUCUAUUUGUAUGUGAAUAAGAGGGAGGCUUGACCCAAAUAGUCAAACGGGUCAAAAAUUUGAUAGCAUUUGUACUUGAAUUACAAUAAUA
This is a messenger RNA of Cryptomeria japonica (Japanese cedar), 3071 nucleotides long. Its product is annotated as inactive leucine-rich repeat receptor-like serine/threonine-protein kinase At1g60630. The transcript has 2 exons. Lineage: Eukaryota; Viridiplantae; Streptophyta; Pinopsida; Cupressales; Cupressaceae. The record is from RefSeq and is a predicted model, not a curated record. Gene Ontology annotation, biological process: protein phosphorylation. Gene Ontology annotation, molecular function: protein kinase activity; protein binding; ATP binding. Bases 642 to 2660 code for a protein of 672 amino acids.